AUGUUCCGUGCAACAAUCUUCGCCUGUUUGGCUCUUGCCGCAUUCUGUGCUCCAGUUCCAGAUGUUCCAAAUAGUGUCGAUGACAUUCCAACCGAAUAUAAAUCUUUGAUUCCAAAAGAGGUUGUUGAUCAUUUGCAAUCGAUUACUCCAGAAGAGAGAAAGGCUUUGAAGGAGGUUGCCCAGAGAUACAAGGAAUUCAAAUCGGAACAAGAUGUGAGUAGAGAGAAUAUAUCAGUUACAGGGAAAAUGCGUGUGGUUACGACGUAAAGAUACAAAUUCUGAGCCGCGUCGCAAAUGCACCCAUUGAACUACUUCGUUGUUCUGGCUGUUGACAGGAUAGACAGAUCCAGAAAAGAUCUGAAGUUGUUCCUACGAAUUCUUUUGAGUGCGUAGCUGUUGCGACGCGGCUUGAAAAUAAGAAUUCAGAAAAAAUCGCAUGAACAACUUCUGACACUUCUAUUGGACCUGUCUAUCUUAUAAGAGCGCAAAAUUCCGACUCAUAUUGUGAAAAAUACUGUACUGGAGUGAAUACAUCCCCAUAAUUAAAAAAAUCUUCAGUUUUUGGACGCGCUCAAGGUCAAAUCGCCAUCUCUCCACGAAAAAGCCCAAAAAUUGCACAACUUGGUCGAAGAAAAAAUCAAGAACCUCAACGACGAAGCCAAAGCGUUCGUCAAGAAACUCAUCGCCGAUGUUCGCAAAAUCCACGGAGCCUAUUUGAAAGGAGAAAAACCAUCAUUGGACUCAUUGAAGAAAUCCGUCAAAACCUACAUCGAUGAAUACAAAUCAUUGUCCGAUGGAGCCAAGGCUUCAAUUGCCAAAGAAUUCCCAAUCUUGACUGGAUUGGCUAAGAGUAAGUUGAAUAAUUAAUUAGCUAAUUAAUUGAUUGUUUUUUUGCAGACGAGAAAGUCAAGGCAAUCAUUGGAAAAUACAUCAACUAA
Caenorhabditis angaria is the source of this 938-nucleotide messenger RNA. NCBI's taxonomy places the organism in Eukaryota, Metazoa, Nematoda, Chromadorea, Rhabditida, Rhabditidae. The record is from the annotation of a GenBank genome assembly.